Messenger RNA from Brienomyrus brachyistius, 3252 nucleotides. It is a transcript of the gene matk, whose product is annotated as megakaryocyte-associated tyrosine kinase. The record is from RefSeq and is a predicted model, not a curated record. The transcript is spliced from 13 exons. Lineage: Eukaryota; Metazoa; Chordata; Actinopteri; Osteoglossiformes; Mormyridae. Gene Ontology annotation, molecular function: protein tyrosine kinase activity; ATP binding; protein binding. Gene Ontology annotation, biological process: protein phosphorylation. Bases 240 to 1592 code for a protein of 450 amino acids.
UUAAGGAAGUGGAGACACACACACACGGUCAUUUGAUCUCGGUCGGCCGCUGACGGGGGGGACUGAGAGCCGCAAGAUCGCAGUCGCAGCGCAGCAAGCGGGUGUCUGCAGCGCCGCGCAACAGACCAGCUGGCGGCGUCGGACUUCCGUACCGGAGGCAGGAGCGCGACGUGUCUGCUUUCUGUUUUCAUUUAGAUUCUCAGUUCAGCCCACAUGAAAAACUCAACACCCCCCUAAAGAUGGCAACAAGUUGGGCGCCGGGCACACAGUGUGUUGCCAAAAGCGACCACAAUAAGACCAAAGGCGGUGAGCUGGCCUACCGGAAAGGCGACAUUUUAACCAUCGUCGACAGAGGAGUGGCGAAAGGUACGUACAAGGCGCAGCACAAUAAGACGGGGGCGCAGGGUCUCAUCUCGGCCAGCAACGUCCGCGAGCGCGAGGCCAUCCGCGUGGAUCCCAGCCUCAGCCUCAUGCCCUGGUUCCAUGGAAAGAUAUCAGGCCUGGAAGCCGUGGACAAGCUGCAGCCGAUGGAGGAUGGGCUGUUCCUCGUUCGGGAAUCAAUCCGACACCCUGGGGACUAUGUGCUAUGCGUCAGCUUGGGACGUGAGGUCAUCCAUUACCGGGUCAUAUAUCAGGACAAGAAGCUGACCAUUGACAACUUUGAGUUUUUCUACAACCUAAUAGAUAUGAUUGAGUUCUAUUCCAAGAACCAGGGGGCCAUCGCUACCAUCCUGCAGAAGCCCAGACCAAAAGAGGGCACUAAGUCGGCAGAACAGGAGCUCUCCAAAGCUGGUUGGCUGCUGGACAUCGAGAAGCUGUCCCUUGGGCAGGGCAUAGGAGAAGGGGAGUUUGGGGUGGUGUAUGAGGGAAAUUACAUGGGCCAAAAGGUGGCGGUGAAGAACAUCAAGUGUGACGUCACAACUCAGGCUUUCUUGCAGGAGACUGCAGUCAUGACGAAACUCCAGCACAAGAACUUGGUACGGCUGCUGGGGGUGAUCUUACACAAUGGGCUUUACAUCGUCACGGAGUUCAUGGCCAAGGGAAACCUGGUAAACUUCCUUCGCACCCGAGGCCGAGCCGUCCUCAGCUGCUGGCAGCUUGUUCGCUUCGCUCUGGAUGUGUGUGAGGGCAUGGAGUACUUAGAGUCCAAGAAACUGGUCCACAGAGACCUGGCCGCUCGCAACAUCCUUGUGUCUAGCGACAGCAUGGCGAAGAUCAGUGACUUCGGCCUGGCCAAGGUGGACCCCAAAAGUGUGGACGACGCAAAGCUGCCCGUCAAAUGGACUGCACCCGAGGCUCUGAAGAAGGAGGGGGUGUUCUCCACACGAUCGGACGUGUGGAGCUUCGGGGUCCUCCUCUGGGAGAUCUUCUCCUAUGGCCGACAGCCCUACCCUAAGAUGUCCCUGAUGGAGGUGAAGGAGAAGGUGGAGCAGGGCUAUCGCAUGGAGACGCCGGAAGGCUGUCCCGCUGGGGUCUACACCCUCAUGAGGUCCUGCUGGGAAAUGGAUCCCGGCAAGAGGCCGUCCUUCCGGAAACUUCGGGAGAAGCUCGAUAAGGAACUGCGCAGCUGCAGGUCGGUCACGGGAUCGUAAGGCACGGCGGCGGCUUUGGAGCAAACCGCUGUUCCCGGUUCGAGGAUCGACGCAGACAGAGCACGGCCGUUACAGCCGCAGGCUCGCGUUCAAGCAGGAAUACCUCUCCGUUCCGAACCCAAAUCACAACAUAUGAGCAAUAAGUGACACUUUAUUGGCCCUAGUUGGUCUUUGGUCACACGUGGGAGGACCAAGCGAAUGAAAGCGGAAGCUAUAAUGGUGCAUUUCACAUUUCUUUAUUCUUUCGCUUCACUGAAUGUAUCUGUGACGCUUUUCUCUUCUUCCCAAUUUCACUGCACAAUAGUUGCUACUGGCAGACCGAACAUUAACAUUUUGUCUCGUAAAAAUAACGUAUUUCUCAUUCUGGAGGUAUAAAUGAAAUGCUGGUUAAAUGCUGUAUUGACAGUAUUCAGACAUGCAGUCUGUAUGCAUUUUAUGUGCUUUUUUAAUAAUUCGCCAGCAUAUAUUUUCAUGCUGACAUGCUGCGUGUUUCUUCACAUCUGUCUGUCUGAGCCUCCAAGUGCUGCAGCUUCCAGCCUGGUCCUGGUAGCUGCUGUAGCUGAUGUGUGGUGGAUGUAGCUGAAGGGUGACAUAAUGCAUGGUGACGGCUGCACACUGAGCUACGGCCUGCGAUUACGCUGCAGCACCGAUUACGCCACUGUAGCACCGUAUAAAUGAAGACUGAAAUUUUAGGUCUAUCAUUAAAAAAUAAUGAUCUACAUAUUUGUAAAGACUAAAUAUUUAUUGCAAAAUGAACACAUGACGUUAACUUACUUCUGCAUUACGUUUAGCUAUAUCAGCACCUGUCUAUUAAUCUGAUUUUUUAAGAGCAACCUCUUCAAUACUGAGCUCUUCCUGCAUCUUUCACUGCUGAGGGUCUCCCUAACCUAGCUGAAGACCAGGGUCUCAUCCCCAAAUGCUCAGUCAGAAUGUUUUAUCUGUGUAUUUUAACAUGAACCAGAACAUAAAGAUUCUCCUUUUAGAACAUUCAUGAAGUUUCUGUUUUUCUCACAAUCCUCUCCAUCCGACUUUCUCCUGUCUUAUCAUCCGGACAGCAGUCAACAUGUUUUAGCUUGUCUUUUUCUCCUUAUUCAGGUUAUAAAUGUAUUGUUUUAUGCUUAUUUUUUAGGUAUUUCCCUUAGAAUAUUUUGAUAUAGACAUCAGUCAAUUGUGAUACACAUAUACACAGAUGCAAAUAGAAUACGUUUCAAAUUGACUCCUCAAAUACACAGACCUGCAACUUGUUUGUAAUAUAUAUUAAUAUUAUAUACACCGACAACACAGUUCUUAUGUUACUGACACACUGACAUACAAUUUUCAUAUAUAUAUAUAUAUAUAUAUAUAUUUGCAGAACAGCUUAUUGAUUAAAGUAGGAAACUAUCUGCCACCCUCUCAACUAUAGAAGUGCAUUGGUGGUGUGACGGGCGCCUCUUGUGGUGCAGCGUUUUACUAUUGGGUCCAUUUUCAAAUGAUAACUUUAAAGGGUCAGGAAAUCAUGGAAUAUUAGUUUUCUUUUUUUUACCCUUUAGCCAUAAAUUUUGCCAUUAAGUGCCAGUGAGGUUUCUAUGGAAAUGUGUUACUUCGAAUAAAAGUUUUAUGAACUAUUCAAUUGAGUUGCUGACAAGUGAAGAAUUUAGUCAAUUAAAUUAUGUAUUUUUUA